Molecule: messenger RNA, 471 nt
Organism: Chondrus crispus (carragheen)
Lineage: Eukaryota; Rhodophyta; Florideophyceae; Gigartinales; Gigartinaceae
Exons: 2
Coding region: 1-471 (156 amino acids)
Source: RefSeq, a predicted model, not a curated record
AUGCGGUUUGGACUCAAAGGGGCACCGGCCACCUUCCAACGUGCGCUCGACAUAAUACUCUCCGGAGUCCGCUGGCAAAUAUGCCUCGUCUAUCUCGACGACUUGAGCGUGGCUGAUACGGCGGCCGACGCUUUCAAGACGUUCACGUUCCCGAGGACGUUGACGCAAGUGCGCUCGUUCCUCGGGGCGUGUAACGUAUACCGCCGAUUCGUUAAGGGGUUCGCUAAGAUUGCGCGUCCUCUGACCGACAUGACGCGCAAGGAUUUGGAUCCCGAUUUCUAUAACCUCACGGAGCUGCAAAUUCAGGCGUUCGAGAACCUUAAGAAGUGCAUAAUCGCUCCGCCGAUCCUCGCGUUGCCCCGGCACGGUCGUCCGUACAUGAUAGACACCGACGCGAGUGAUUACCAACUCGGCUGCACCUUACUUCAGGGGCACGAAGAGCCGAACGACUGGCGCCCCGUGGGGUAUUGA